GAGCUUUCGGAUCAAGAGGAAACUCGAGCUGGCGGUGAUGCUUGCAGGAGUACGACACGGCGGGAGCAGGGCUCCAGCGGUUUGGGCCACUACGCUGGGUGGCUGGAUGAGAUGGACGGUGAGAUCGGCAUCCUGGCAAACAACGACCUACCCAUCAUCGGGAUGCUGGGGCCUUGUGACGGCGCCGACGAGGUCGAGGAUACAAGAGCAGGCAGCUUGGAGUACCGAGCCCCCACCGCUCGCGCCAAGGAAGAGGCCAGGGAGUACAUCGAACUCGCUCGACAAGGGGGCCCAGGCUCGCCGAAAGAGUGGGCCGAGCUAUGCCGGAAAGGUGGGGAGCUCGUCAAGGAGGCGGGAUCAGUGAAGCUAGCUGCCGAAAGCCUUUGGGAAGUUCGGGAGGAGCAGGGCUGGAAUCACCUUUGUGGAGUUGCCAACCCAUACCUCGACACCAUCUUGCACCCCGACCUUCUGGAGUACCUCCGUGACGUGCGCCAACGCGGUCUGGCAGCUCGCUAUGUGGGAAAGCGAGAGCGAUGCAGCGCAAAGAUCCACCCGAACGGCCGCCGUAACCUGGGCCAGGUGUACCGUCAGAUCUGGAAAGAUAUGGUUAAGCUUCGGGUGUUGGUGGUUCCCUCGAACCUGGAGGAGAUGGGGCCUGUGAUUUCGAGCCCGUUUGAUGCUGUCGACAAGAUGCUUCCCGACCGCUCAGUGGCACCGGACAAGAGGAUCGUGCAUGACCAGAGGGUGAUCAACUGCGGCACCGACAAGGAGUGGCAUCCCCCCGCCAUUCAACCGAAGCACGAGCAGGUGGCUCGGUUGAUUCUUCAUGCAAAGGCCCAUCUGCCAAACACGGAGAUUUUGAUGAGCAAGAAGGAUGUGGCAGGAGCGUUUCGACUGCUGUGGGUGGACCCACACGACGCCGACCUGUUUGCCGGUGAUUUGCCGUGGGUGCCUGAGGAGAUGGAGAAGGGUGAAGAGACCGCGGAGGGCGUCGACAUGACGGUGGUGUACCUCGUGAAUCUAAGCUGGGCCUUCCAAAGUCGCAUCCUGGUCGACGACAAUGUGCUGAUCGAGCCGUGGGUGGGCCUUCGGCCGUGGGUCGCAGGCGAAGUCUACGAGGCUGGCGUCACCACCCUCCUUGGCAAGGCCGCUGUGAACCGAGACAAGGACAUGAUCGAGGGGCCCUUCCGCACGUUCCAGACCGUUUGGGGGUUGGACAUGGAGACGGCCUCCGAGGAGAUUCACCUUCCAGAGCGGCGCAUCCUCAAAGGCGCCAACCUGCUGUGCGAGCCGGCCUUCGAGUACGGGAGCAAAGACAUCACGGUUCGGGCCAUCCAACGUUUUCGGGGCAUCGCCACCGGAUGGACGGUCAUCGUUCGGGGACUCAAGAACGAGCUGAAGGCGGCGGACCGUUUUCUGGGUUUGGAGCAUGAUGGGAGUGCCAAGGCGCGCCCAAAGGUUCGGCCGACGAGGAGGAGGCCGAGGGCGUGGCGCGAUUUAUGGGAGCUCUUCGAGGAGGUUCGGUGGCUUUGCGCCAGGCCCGAUACCUGGCCUACCAAGUUCGGUGCGAGUUUGCGUGAGCUCCUUCCAGUCCGAGAGCGCUUGGCACUUGCUGGCGAGUGGGAGGCCGGGACGGUGUUCGUCUCUUCGGACGCAACCAAAACGGUGAUCGGCGCCAUCGACUGGACCAAUGGUUUGGUGAUGAGGAUGCCGGACGAGGUCGCGAUCCACGUGGCGGAGAUGCUGUCCUUCCUGGCCUUUGCAUGUCACGUGGGCCAUCUAUGGAGUGGCAAAGCGGUUCUCUACGGUGGGGACAAUCAGAUUGUUCGCAGCUGGAUUGGGGAACGCAAGGCAGGAACGGCGGUGGGUCGGCUGUUGGUCCGGAUCGUCAACCUUCUCGAAAUGCGCUUCAGGUUUGCGCUGAUCCCGGCCUGGUGGAGGACGUAUCACAACGUGCACGCCGACUAUGUCACCCGUUGUACCGAGGGGGAGUUCCAAGAGUUGGUGGAGCACCAGAAGUGGACGAUCGUGGACGUACGGGACUCUCUGCGCCAGGCGGCUAUCGACUCCGAGCGUUUUGGCCCGUGCUUGCUGGCUUGGGGCGAUGAGGACAGGCAGGUCUUGAUGCAGCUCAAGGAGAGGCGCCUGAGCAGGUCGGUGCCGCAUGCCCUACGUCCCGAUUGGAAUCAGCUGCGCUUUGUGGAGUUGUGUGGUCCAAGCCGCUUGGUUACCGACUUUGUCGAUGCUGUGGAGGCGGCUGGCAGCAAGGCCCGAAGGGCCGCUUUGUGGGGGCCCGUGGAGCCGGGCGAGAUCGUGAUGACCUCGCUCCCACCGGAUGUGCACGGGAAGGUCGUUGAGGCGGUCUUCAAGGCGAGUGUGGAUGGCGAGGCGCUGCUGCUUGUGAUGGAGGGACCCCGAGGCGUAGCUUGGGAUCGUGCAUUAACUUUGGCGGAGCGCGCCGGCUGGAGUGCGGAGCUCUGCGAGUAUGUGACCACGGAGUUCGGCGAGGUGGCCGCGCGAAGGAGAAGGUGCAUCGUGGCGUCGGCCCAAGUCGAGGUGAAGGGAAGCUUUGGCGCUACAACCUGCCGAUCGAAGCAUCCUGGGGCCCCCCAUGAGCGCCAAGUUGAACGCCACCCGGAACGGACACUUCUGGGAGAAUGGGGCAAGGGCAAACUUGGUGAGCACUGGCGGGCCGCUGCGGUGGAGGUGUGGGCGUGCCAAGGCCGGUCCAUGGAGCACUGGGGCCAGCUUGUGGAGGAAGGGGUCGAGCCCGAUACCAUCUUGAUUGAGGGGGCGCGGGCUACCGGUGCCCAGACUGCUUCAGCGCUGUCGCUCAUGGCUGCUUAUUUGUGUGGAGCAAGCACGCGCGCCGGUGCCGCCUGGGACAGUGUCGAUGAUGCCAACAUGACAAAGUUGCUGCGAUGGCUACGCCAAUGGAAACGAGGGCUCUUCCCUCGAGCGGAUGAGGAGUCAAUGGGUCGCCGAGCAGGUGGAGGCAACGACGAGGACGAGGAAGCCGGGCGGUGCGAAGAACUACUUGCGGCACAAAGCCCCCCUCUUCUACCCGAGGGACCUGUCCUUCCUCUUCCUACAGAGGCCCAUCAUGUACACGAUCCAGAACUACGAGCCGGGCAAGUGUGGCACUGGGGGGAAGCACUUUGGCUGUCCGAUUCCAGCGAUGCCGAGGGCGAGGGGGACGACCUACGCAGUGCCCGACACGCAGCCGGGGCCUCACGACGGCGAAGCGAAAGGGCGACCGUCGCCCAAGGGGAGGCCCAGGUUGCGGACGUCCCAGAUCAGGUGAGGCCCUUCAAUGGUGAUGUGGGGAUGUGCGUCGAUGAAUGGGUCGACGAAAACCUGUGUGGCUACCUCGCCGAGAGCACGACCAAGCAGUACGCGGGUGUCUAUGGCAAGUGGAAGGCGUGGGCGCGUCGCCAAGGAUGGGCGACGGAGUUUCUCGACAAGUCGGUGGCCACGGAGGAGAACGAGAACAAACUUUUGGGCUUCUUGGGCUACUUGGGGUGGCUUGGGGCCUCUCCGGCCACUUUGAAGCAGGCGGUGUUCGCGAUCAAGGAUGGACACAAGCGACAUGGCCAAGGCGACCCGACGGACAAGAUGUUUCGGCUGUGGAUGCUCUUGGGCGCCUUGGACAAGCGGACCCCGAAGAAACCCCGGCGACUAGGGGUGACUCCGGAAAUGCUCCGGUGGAUCACCGCAACCCUCGACACCAAGGAGUGCGGGAGUGCCCAGGAGAAGUUUGAUGCUUUGAUGCUCAAAGCAGCGGUGCUCAUGGCAUGGUUCUUUAUGCUCCGGGCCAAGGAAUACUGCGAGUCCGACGGCGUGGACUAUGCCAUGGUGCUCCGUGGGGCGGACAUCAAGUUCCUCGAUAGCGACCCCAAGGAGGGCCGCAAGGGUGUGACGAUGCAGUUCCGCAAGACCAAGACGGAUCAGGAGGCCUACGGCACGUUUGUGCGUGGUCGCAGCCCUCCUCGAGUACCAGAACAUGGCACCAAGACGUUUUGGGACUGGACCAGAGGCGCUGCAACCUUUGUUUCGAUGGUCAGGGGGUCAGAUGCUCAAGAGUUGCUGCAGCGAGCGGCACAGGGCAUCGGACUCCCCCCGGAGCGCUUUCGAUCCCACUCCCUGCGCAUCGGCGGGGCCUCAGCACUCUUCCAGGCGACGGGGGAGAUCGAGCUGGUGAAGCGUACAGGGAGAUGGUCUUCGUCAGCCGUUCAGAGGUACCUACAUGACGGUGAAGUCGCCUUGAAAGGCGUUGCAUCAAAGAUGGCUUCGGUCGAGCAGAAGAUCCACUACACAUGA
This is a messenger RNA of Symbiodinium necroappetens, 4320 nucleotides long. The record is from the annotation of a GenBank genome assembly. NCBI's taxonomy places the organism in Eukaryota, Dinophyceae, Suessiales, Symbiodiniaceae.